UUUACAUCUCAGCCCAUAUCUGUUUCGAACGCAGGGCUCUUGUGUUCUGGUUACGCCCGUUGGCGAAACCUGCGAUUGAUCUUAAUGGCUCCGUCGAUGCUUAGAGUUUCAUUGUGCCUUAUUUGGGCCGUGCUAGCUCUUUCUCCAUUCCCGUAUGUGGUAUCCAGGCCCUCUCGCAUACGCCGUCCGAGAUGUAUUCACACCAAAGGAGAUGACAGUGAUGGAAUCGACGAAUCGUCGGCUAAUAUUCGAAUAAAUUACCAGAUCUUUAAAGUUGCAUCUAAAACUCCCUCUCAUGUACAGAUUGUACAGCUCUUUUGCAAGACGGGAUAUUUUCUGGCACUAAAUGUUACGGCAAGGAAGAACCGUGUUGUCGGAAUCGUCAAUGAAUCAAGUGAAAGCACAUUUUUCGAGUCCCAGUCCCUUGGAACGAGUAUUGUCAGGCUGCGAAAUAUUGCCAGCGGACGAUUUUUGGCGAUCAAUUCAAAGGGAAGGAUUAUUACACAGUCUAAAAUUUCGGAUGAAAGCAUUUUCAAGACGAUGUACGAGGAAAACUACUUCCAUACAUUUACUUCGCACAAAUAUUUCAAGAUCAAACGACAUGACCUGUUCCUUGGAAUCAAACAAAAUGGACGCUGUAAGUCUCCAAAGUUGACAUACCCUGGACAAAUCUCAGUUCAGUUUCUGUUGCUGCAUAACAACAACACCGAUAAAAUGAGAAUAGCAACGCCUGCAAGACAAAGUCGCGUGAAACAAGGCAAGAGAGACAUGGGUUAACAACAGAGCACAGACAGAAGAAACUGCGAUUUUUACAUGGGAAUAAAAGAGCCAUUUUGUGACGCCGGAACUAAAAAACCAUUACUUUUGUCGCUUUUUCAGCUGCCAAAAGAAAGUUUAAAUUUCCCUUGCCUGAAAAACUUGAGCGUUUGGCAAA
Messenger RNA from Pocillopora verrucosa, 934 nucleotides. RefSeq names its product putative fibroblast growth factor 1. The record is from RefSeq and is a predicted model, not a curated record. Gene Ontology annotation, molecular function: growth factor activity. NCBI's taxonomy places the organism in Eukaryota, Metazoa, Cnidaria, Anthozoa, Scleractinia, Pocilloporidae.